AGGAAAAGCGACGGCGACGCCGACGACGUUCCGGCCCGGGUUGCCGGAGCUGCCGGUCGAACGCGUUCCAUAGCGCGUUUACAACCUCGGGUCGGGUCCGAACCUUCCGAAACAUGGAGUCCGUCUCGAGUGCGUUACCCCAGACGAAGCAGUUCUCAGCGCUGACCGCAGACAGCAACGCCGAGCGACAGCACAGCCCGCAAGUGACGCCGCGCACUAUCCGAAAUGUCGUCUGUUCACCGUGGGCGUAGCUCGGGCAGCGCGGCCUUCCACGGCGGCGACGACGCAUCGACCGCUUUUCGUCGAGAGCGACCGAGGAAGGCGGCAUGGCCCUGACGGGGGGCCCAGCGGUCCCCUUGGAGCCCUGGAACCUCAAGGUCAAGCAGGAGCCAGAGUCUGACGUUGAGGAGGAGGAGUACGUGACACCCGACCUGUACGGCGUCCCUAACGCCCUUUAUUUGGAUGAUAAGAUCAAGAAGGAAGAAAGGCGAAGCCCGUCCCCGGGAGCGGUGCUGCCGGACCUUGCAGUGUCGACGGACGACGAGUCUUUGUCUCGAGAGAAUGCGGCCACGGAAGGAGCAAAUGUUGCGGCGGAUGAUGACUCCCAGGAAGUUCCGCUGCAGGUCUGCUUGUCGACUGGGAAAGAGUCCUGGCUGGGAGCAUUAGGGAACCUCAACCAAAGCCUCCAAGAGAAGAACGACGGUGCCAACAACGGCUCGGACAAGGAGAGCGGGGCGAGGGGCGUCGGGGCUGCGAACAAGGCGCGCCGGCGCGGGCCCCUGCAGUGCCCGCUGUGCCCCUACUCGACGGGCAAUGCGACCACCAUGCGGGAACAUCUGCCCGUGCACACCGGGGAGCGGCCCCACCGCUGCCCCACCUGCGGAAAGCGCUUUGCCCGCCAGAAGUACUUCAGGGUCCACCUGCGGCUGCACGACAAGAACGGCGACAACGAGGGGAGCGGCGGGGAGGGCCAGCACGCCUGCCCCACGUGCGGGGAGACCUUUGCCCGGCGGCAGUUUCUGGUGCGCCACGUGCAAGCGGUGCAUGUGGAGGGCGGGGCUGGCAACGUGUGUCCCCAGUGCCACAAGCGCUACAAGUACGUGGGCAACCUGCGCACCCACAUGCGCACCCACACGGGCGAGAGGCCCUACAUGUGCGACGUGUGCGGCCUGCGCUUCACCUGCUCCAGCUACCUGCAGGUGCACCUGCGCACGCACGUGCGGGACAAGCCGUACGUGUGCCGGGAGUGCCACAAGAGCUUUGUGCACAACUCGGCCCUGACGGUGCACCUGCGCAGCCACACCGGGGAGCAGCCCUACCAGUGCCCCCACUGCCCGCUGCGCUUCAGCCACCUGCGGAACAUGAAGCGCCACGAGAUCUGCAUCCACACCCGCCGCUUCCCCCACUCGUGCCCCCUGUGUGGGCGGGGCUUCCUGGUGGUCACCCACUGGAGGGCCCACAUGGAGGCGCACGGGGCUGCACCCGCCCCGACGGAGGACCCCAAGGGGGACUAGGGUGCCGAACGGCACGCUUCGCCGCAUGGAGUUUGCUGCAGGUUGAGAAAAGCGGGACAAGUCCCUCCCACCAGGGCAACUUUUUUAUUUAUGGAAAAAAAACACAUACGCCGGCUUAUUUUAAGAGGAAAUGUUUAAUUCCUGGUGGAAUAGCAAAUCCUCACAGGCAAUGAUUCGUUCGUGACUUCACACCUCUCUGCAGACCCCCCAAGCCUGACCCGUAAAUCUGCCCCUGCAGCGGUGGCAUAGGUGGGGGAGCUUAUCAAACUUGAGCCUACCCCUUUCCCCCCCCCAAUAAUUCAGCCAAGACUAUAACAUGCAGCGGGUGGUCGUAUGGACCGAAACAUUUGUCAUGCCUUGCAAAAUUCGAAGUUCAUAGUUCAUACGUACAAACCUGAAAUUGAGCAUGCUAACAUAGUUUCGUGAGAAGCUUUUUGUCUAUCUUUUGUUUUAAGGUCAACGCAGAGCUAGCGAAAUAUAUUAAAAAUGAAGCAAAAUCGGAGGCCAUAUAUGUUCUAUGUCCUAUACCAGCCUGCUUGUUGUCUGCACACUGGUUUACGAGCUCGCUCCCUGGUGGCUUGUUGAACGCAAAAAACACUCAGCACCAAUAUUAAAGGCUGACAAUGAGCGAGAUCAUCGCGAUAAUUAAUACUUUUAAUGAAAUCUAUUUAGAGUGACUAUCUGGGAGCGAGCUCAUAAACCGGUGUGUAGACGACAAACGUUUGGUAUAGGCCAUAGAAAAUGCCCGGCCGCCAUUUUUGCUCUAUUUCUAAUAUUUUAUUACCUCUGAAUUGAGCUCUGAAAAAAGUAGACAUAAAACUAUGUUUACGUGCCCAAUUUCAGACAUGUACGUUUGGAAUGGGAAUUUUGCAGGACGUGCCAAAUGUGUUGGUUCUUAAGGCCGCACCCUAUACAUAUUGCAUUGUGCCCCUCCCCCAUACCCUAAGAUUAUUGUGGCCAUCCCCGCAAGGAAAGAAAAUGUCUGGUUAUACCAUUGCCUCCCACAAAGCUCUGCUCGCCACGAUGGGUGGUUUCCUCCUUUUCCUGGGGGGCUUGUUGGGAGGAGUUUGUCCCGCUUUUCUUAAUAUGCAGAUGCCUCAAGUGCCUGGACUGGAAGGCAUUCCAGAACUCUGGAGUGGAGUUGUAGGCCUGCGAUGUUUGUAGUAUAGGUGUCUGGAAUGUUGGCUCAUACCUGGCCUCACAUUACGACGUGCUAGAGGCCAAAUCUGGGGGCCGCCAGGUCCAGUCACAAGCCAGUUGCUUCCUCACACCUUCGAGAUGCGCGUACUGAUGCACGUGCCGAAGUGGACCUGGCAGUGUGUAGCUUUGGCCUCUGGUCCAUCAAGGGUGAGCUAAACUAUGGCCGAAGGAAUUUGGUAAAGGGUAUCAUAAAUUGAUCUGGCUAUGGAACUAUAAUCUUUCUAAAGUGGACGAAUGUCUAAGAACCAAAGUAGGACCACUGACUGGAUUGUGCUACCCUAAAACACUUAAGUGUGUGCCCUCCAAAGGUUAAUUGGGAGGUAGGAUGCCUAUUCAAGUUGUCACGCAACUCGCUGCAGGGUGACCUUGAGAAUCCGUCCAGGGGCUUUUCACGGUGCAAAAAUGAAUCGCAGAAUGCCGAAAGUUUGCCGGAAGGUAGCCUUGACACUGAAGGCUAAAUGCAAAGGUUUCAUGUGCCCGUUACAUUAUGUUGAAUCAAAAUGUGAAAGCUGUUUCUAAGGCUGCCGUUCUUUGUCGGUGGAAAAAAUCAAGUGGCUGUACGUCGUACCAUAACUUAUAGUGACUUGAUUCUAUGCGAUUCAGGCACUGUUUUCCAACGAGCCUGAUAAUAGAAGACAGCUUCCACUGCUAGAAAAGCUGCUGCCACCUGAUCCUGUCGAGUCAUUUGAGCAGGUUUUUAGAAAUGUUGUUCCUAACUUUCAAUUUGGGAGGAUGUUUCGGGUGCAACUUUGGCAUUUGGCUUCUAGUGCCGGAGCUGCCAUCUGGUAAAAUGUUGGCCACGUGCAAUGCUCAAUUCAUUUAUGCGCCACAGAAAACCCCCGAGAAGAUUUUUGGGCAUGCAUCCUCUACUUUGUACGGCCUGACCAGUUUUGCAAUUUGGAGGGAGAAAAAGAAGAGUGGGUGCACGAGUGCGUGGAGAGCACAGUCUUGUGGUACCAGCUCUGCAACGAAGCCUGUGCUCUCUGAAGACAUUCAUGUGGCUCUUGGUUGACACAGAUGCUCGUCCCCUGCAUUUUCCAAACUAAGCCAAGACAGAAAAUGUGCAUCCUUUCUGGUUAACGUCUUUUAUGUGGCCACAUGAAAGAACUAAUUUGGGCCGGGAUGUUUAGGACGGUCUAGGCUAGUUGACCGGGCAAGGUGCAAGCUCCAUCCGGUGCAUGGUCGUCACCACCGGAGAGCUCGCACACAUCCACGGCGGCAACAGUACAAUGUUUAAAAGCGACAUUUGUUGUCUUAGCCAGUGCCAGCCAGACCCAUUCGAUGUGUCGGUGACAAGUGUCAUACAGUGAGCUCUUACGAUAAUCUUGGGACUGCAUUGGUUCUACUAACUGACCACUAGCACUUGCCUCAUGGUUGACUGGGAGCAAUCGCUCUGCCAGUUGUUCGGUUUUCUUUGGUGGCACCUGAUUUAAAGACACAUUGUUGACAUGUUUGCCUUGCUGUUUAUAGGAAGAACUGACCUAGUCUGGGGGAAGCCACGAGUUGAAGUCAUGGGAGCGUGCCGGCAGAAAGACAUAUCCCGCUUGUACCACUACUGACGAGGCGCCGGCAGACGCAAGCGCGUCUGCCGGCGCCUCGUCAGUUUGCCGGCAGGCGCAAGGUUUACAAAAGUUGGGUGGUUGGGAAUGUUGCUGGCUGUUUUUGUUGACAUUGUUUCAUUGUGUCGAGAGUUGACAGAGACUGGGGAGGAAAUCAAUCCGGUUACGCCGGUCUAUUGAUUUCAAGCAUUGCUUUUUCUCACAGUGUUCCCAUUAGUGUCUCCCCAAGGUGUGUCAUCUUUUAGUGCAGGCAACCUUCAUAGCCUAAGGGGCAUUUCAGAGUACCGUUUUCUCGCAAUUGAUUGGGAAGAUGCCUUGGUAUCGGUACUUUCCAAAACGGCUCUGAAGGUAAAACCAUACGCUGCGUGAAACGCUUGCAGGCUCUUUGGAAGAGUAGGGUUAUAAAUCAACAUUUGUUACGCAUUGGGGUGGAGACCUGCUGCUUUUGCUCCAAGGGAAUUUGUUUUGGGCAAAACCUAUAUAGAGUGCUCGCUAGUCACAUAAAUCUAUUUGGAGUGUGACUUAGUCGCUUCUGUUUGUUGCGCCUCGGCUUCUUUGCCAGGCAACCUUGCUGUUGAUGUAUAUAGUAGUUGUUAUCUAGUCCACCUUUUGCUUUAUCAUUAGUGGGAACGAGGCCAAAGAUACGAGGGCAAACUCGAAGUUUGGAGGAUGUUUAGUGUGCUCUUGUGCAGUGCAAGCCCUCAUUCGAGUCAACAUGCUCCUGCUUGUAGCGUUGGCAUCACUUUUUAUUAAUUUAGGAUGAACCUGGGUACAAACCCUUUGCAUCUCAAUGUCAACCACGCUGACUAAGAAAGGUAAUGAAUUUGCGUUAUCACAUUUCUUUAGACAGUCUCGCUCUCGCAGCCUCGAGUGUUCCUUGUAAGUCAGUUGUGGCUUUGGCAUAGCUAAGUAUUCCAUAAACACACGCUGGCAUCUAGUCCUAACGGCACAAGAAGCAGUCUCGAGACUACUUCCAAAGUCCAGUUGCUCACUCCAGUUUGAGUGGAGCUUGCUGCUUUUGCCUGGUUCAGCUUUUUGUUCAUCGGAUAGUACAAACUGUCAGUUAUCCAAGUGCCAUAUGCCGCCUCUGCAUGCAUUCCUACCUAGAGACUGUAUGUACCUCGGCGGAGCAAGGGGUGGCCGCUACCCACACCUUUUCUUAUUUCUUUCGUAUCGGGCAUCCUUUCCUAGGCACAGCACCAGACAGGUGUAAUUUACGCCUGGAAGUGAGGGGGGGACACCUCAUGCACCUUGUUUUUGUUGACCUCAUAUUCCUGUUAGAUAUAUGCCUAGUGUUACGAAGUUACUCGGAAGUUAGAGGGUUUAUCGAGAUAGCUGCUGUAGUAUCUAGUCAGUGUCGAUCCGACAGUUUUUCUUUCGUACGCGAAGUUGCUCGUCGAUAGGUUAAUUUGUACUGGGCUUUUGAUUUUUGCUGCAUUCGAGAGUUUUUAUGGUGAGCGUUGUUCGAGGAUGUUUAGUCUGUGCAGACGUUUUUCUAUGAGGAGAUACUAGGAAACGGCACAAAAGUCGGGACAUCUCCCUUCCCCCUUUUUGUUUCUGUAGGAGGGGAGGUUUGUAGGGAGAUUGAUAUGCCCAAUCUUCAGACAGCAUCAAUGUAUCAACAGCUGCAUGUUUGUGGUAAGGUAGUGUCACCUCGAAAAGCUGUCAGCCUUUUCUUUUGGAGUGUAUUUGAUCAUUAGGCCUGUGCCCUAGAAACGUUUUUAGCCGUGAUAGUUGUCUCACUGGGUUUUGGUAAAAACCUGCUCUCGUGGGUUUCUGAUAAAGAUGAGGUUAGCAACUGCAGAGAACAUUAAGAAAAGCUGGAGAACUUUCACCGUAUCCGAGACUGAGAAAUACCUGAAGGGGCGUCUUGUUCCUACACGUGUUCCUCGAUCUCAAAUAUUCAAUCGAAAACGGAAAAAAAAAAGUUUUUUUAAAAACAUGUUUGAGCAAUUUUAUUGUAUAGAAAAUUGUUUGACUGAUAGGAAGAAUUAGCCAGGCAUGGCCUAUCGCGAGCAAGUAUUUGCAUGAAAUUAACUGAUGAAUUUGAUUUCUUGCUGUUCUGGUCUUAUUUCGUGAGCUAUUUUUGCUCCUUAUUUUGUCUGUCCUGGAACGUGUUGAUUAAUAAACAAAGUUAUGUGCCACAGC
Messenger RNA from Ixodes scapularis (black-legged tick), 6421 nucleotides. Its product is annotated as zinc finger protein 13. Gene Ontology annotation, biological process: regulation of transcription by RNA polymerase II. Bases 327 to 1514 code for a protein of 395 amino acids. Gene Ontology annotation, molecular function: RNA polymerase II cis-regulatory region sequence-specific DNA binding; DNA-binding transcription factor activity. The record is from RefSeq and is a predicted model, not a curated record. Lineage: Eukaryota; Metazoa; Arthropoda; Arachnida; Ixodida; Ixodidae. The transcript has 9 exons.